UGUCACUUCGCAGUAGUGGAUAAGAGGUGUUCGCGGAGCACGAGGCUGUUCUAAGGUGGUGUAGAUUGCUUUUCUCGGUUGUUUGGAGAGCCAUCGCGAUGGCGACCGAGGCGCCGAGUGUGGAGGGAACGAGCACGGCCGCAGCACCUAUGUCAGGGCCCGACAGCUCUGGUGAGUGGCCAGGUGUCGAAGGAGGAGAUGGCGGAGAUGGCGAAGAGGACGCAGCCACGAAAGAAGCGGAGGCCGUUGGGGAAAGCGAGGAGGACGGAGAGGAUGUGUUCGAGGUGGAGAAGAUUCUAGACAUGAAGACCGAGGCGGGUAAGAUCCUUUAUAAAGUUCGAUGGAAAGGAUAUACAUCAGAUGAUGACACCUGGGAACCUGAGAUUCACCUGGAGGACUGUAAAGAAGUUCUUCUUGAAUUUAAGAAGGAAAUUUCAGAGAACAAGGCUAAAGCAUUCAAAAAGGAUAUUCAGAGAUUGUCUUUAAAUAGCGACAUAUUUGAAGCAAAUUCUGAUAGUGAUCAGCAAAGUGAAGCAAAAGAAGAUUCUUCCCCAAGAAGGAAGAAAAAGAAAUUAAGGUCCAAAGAAGAUAAAAGCCCAGAUGGUCUGAAAAAGAGAAAAACAAAGACUGGCAAACUGAGAGUAAAAUCAGAGCUGGGGAGUGCCUCUGAAAGUUUAGUUUUAGAUUUAAGGACAAAGAAAAGAACUUUGGAAGCCAAAGAAGAAUUAAAGGACUCCAAAAAGACCAGAAAAGAUGAAAUAAAAGAAACUAAGGAAUUAAGAAAAGGUAAAAAGGCAGAUGUAAGAGAUGUAAAGAAUAAAGUAAAAGAAGAUCCCAAAGACAACAGAAAAACAAAAAAAGAGAAAUGUGUUGACAGUCAGCUGGAAUCUGAAUCAAGUACACUUACUGAGGAUGAUAAGGAAGAGUUUCCUCCUGACAACAGAGAAGAGAAACAAACACUAAAAAGUACAAAAGAUAGAGUAGAGCAGGAUGCAAAUCAAGAUGGUAUUUUUGAGAAACAGCUGAAUGACACUGUCAGUGCGGAUGAGGAUGAUAAUGGCAAAGGCAAGAGGAAAAAAAAGAAACUGAAAAAGGCUGAGGAAGUGAAAGAGAUAAUGCUAGAAAACAAGAAGACCUUUGCAGAGAAGAAAACUGUGCCUAAAAAGCAGAGGAAUCAGGGAAUCAAGCCAAGUGACAUAGAGUUAGAUAAAUUAAUGCCAUAUUUGUCUGCCCAAACACAGAAGACUUCUAGAUCUGCUGGUGAAGACAAGAUCCUCCAGCCAUCUGACUCAGCCCUGGAGGAAAAAGAGGCCCCAAAAAAUGACCUCAAAGAAAAAUCUCAGAAAAAACCGGAUUUAGACAAGGAAGAAAAAGGUCAGGAAGAGCCGAAGGGAUUAAGGACACUAGCAAUUAAGGAAAUCAAAAGUGCAUUUGAUUUACUUAAAAAAACUACAGAAGAAAAAAAUGAUGUGCCUGAAAUUAAUCAGAAAAAAGAAGUGUCACUGGAUUGUAAAACCACAGAAGAUUGUAAAAUGAAGGAAGGCAAGUAUUCACCUAACGAAAAGAAAAAUACCAGAGAUGAAACUGACACUUGGGCAUACAUUGCUGCAGAAGGUGAUCAGGAAGUUUUGGACAGUGUAUGCCAAAUGGAUGAGAAUUCAGAUGGUAGGCACCAGAUCUUAAGUUUGGGCAUGGAUCUGCAGCUGGAGUGGAUGAAACUAGAAGAUUUUCAAAAGCACCUUGAUGGGGAAGAUGAGACUUUUACCACAGUGAAUGUAAUUCCAAAUAAUUUGUUGAGGGAUGCUGUGAAAAAUGGGGAUUAUAUUACUGUAAAGGUUGCACUCAACUCAGAUGAAGAUUAUGAUUUGGACCAAGAGGAUUCCAGUGGGAUGACACUGGUGAUGCUUGCUGCAGCAGGAGGGCAGGAUGACCUUCUGAGGCUCCUCAUCACUAAAGGGGCCAAAGUGAACGGACAGCAGAAGAAUGGCACCACAGCCCUCAUCCACGCCGCCGAAAAGAACUUUUUAACCACUGUGGCUAUUCUUUUGGAAGCGGGAGCCUUUGUAAAUGUUCAGCAGAGCAAUGGCGAGACCGCACUUAUGAAGGCUUGUAAAAAAGGAAAUUCGGACAUUGUGCGGCUUGUGAUUGAAUGGGGAGCCGACUGCAACAUUUUGUCAAAGCACCAAAACAAUGCGCUUUACUUUGCAAAGCAGUGUAACAACAUGCUUGUGUACGAAUUGCUGAAGAGCCAUUUGGAGACGCUCUCCAGAGUGGCUGAAGAGACAAUCAAAGAUUAUUUUGAAGCUCGCCUUGCUCUGUUGGAACCUGUUUUCCCAAUAGCAUGUCAUCGCCUCUGUGAGGGGCCAGAUUUCUCAACAGAUUUCAAUUACAAUCCCCCACAGAAUAUACCAGAAGGCUCUGGCAUCCUGCUCUUUAUUUUCCAUGCGAAUUUUUUGGGUAAAGAAGUUAUUGCUCGGCUCUGUGGCCCAUGCAGUGUACAAGCAGUAGUUUUAAAUAAUAUAUUUCAACUUCCUGUUUUUCUGGAUAGUCAUUUUGUUUACUCAUUCAGCCCCAUUGCAGGUCCUAAUAAGCUCUUUAUAAGAUUGACAGAAGCACCCUUUACUAAGGUUAAGUUGCUGAUAGGUGCAUACAGAGUGCAGCUGCAGUGACCCCAGGAUCAUGAUGAACUCUUUUCAGAUGAAUUCCUAAAUACUCUCUUUAAUGCAGUUUUGAAUUCUGGCACAUCUAAAAGUUUCAAAUGUAAAUUUUCACCUGCAAGCCUUUUCCGUCAUGUGUUAUAGUCUGUAAGGUGCAAUAUGGUAGCUCUAACAUAAGUAAAAUCUAGAUGUCAUUAUUUGUAAUCAGAAGUUUCAGCAUUGAAUCCAGACUGCAUAUUUCAAUUUUUCCACCAUGUGGAAUGGUAUAUAUAGGACUAUUUAAGAAAAUUAAAGAAGACUUUUUAACUUGAAAUUUUCUACUAGCCCUUGGGACUUUUGUUAAGUUCAGGUGCUUACAGCAAGAGGGUGAGGAGGCCUCCUGUUGGAAUGAAGUUGAAUUUGAUGGCCUUGAAAGAGGACUGACCAGGUGACUUGACACCCACCAAGGGGGAGAUACCGUUAUAAUGCCCAGUUGCUGGUUAUCUUUUCAGAAGAGAACAAGGUCAAAAGACCCAGCAAGUGAUCCAAGCAAGACAUUGUGAGGCUAAUGAGGGACUAUUGUGAACAGUCUUUCCUGUAUGGGCAGCUCCUGUGCCUUUUUUUGACAGAGAUUAGGAAAUGCUGGCCUUGGGUCCCAGCUAAGCCUUCUGUUGCAUCAGUUGGAACACAGUGCCUUGUGAAUGAAAACGCUACUGCCUCACAUUUACAUCCUCUUAUAAAAUAUUUAUCAAGAGAUCCAAAGAUCUCAGCCUCCUUAGUAACUGGGAUUAUAGGCCUGAGCUAUCAACACCUGGCUGGCUACAGAGCAUUUCUGAAGCAGUACCUGGGUGUUGGGUGAGGUUGGUGCACAGACUGAAGGAGAUGAAAAUGGGCCUGGUUUUUAAAAAAUAUAUAUAUGUACGUAUGUCUAUAUAUAUAUAUAAAAUAUAUAGACACAUAUACAUAUAUAUAUGCUUAUCAAAGACAUUGUCAAGCAUAAAUCAUGGGAAACUAUAAAAGUUUCUAAUUGUAUUUUUUUUUACCUUUGUAAUGCUAGUGAUUGGACCCAAGGCCUCAUGAUUGUUCGGCACAUUCUGUCAGUUGAGCUAACCCUCUGUUCUGUUUUUGAGGUAGUCAGUCUCCCUCACUUUGCCCAGGCUACCCUUGAAUUCACAAUCUUGUCUUCAUCUUCAGGUAGCCAGGAUUGGAGGUGUAUGCCACCAUACCCCUCCAAAUUUUAAGUUGUUCAGAAGUGUUUGUACAUUUUCUCUUCACCCCACUACUAAGAAUGGAACUCACAUCCUAGCACAUGCUAGAUAAGCAUUCUGCCUCUGUAAAGCUCACAUCUUUAAAACUAAGUUUUCUCAAUAAAUUCAACUGUGUCU
This is a messenger RNA of Dipodomys spectabilis (banner-tailed kangaroo rat), 4021 nucleotides long. RefSeq names its product M-phase phosphoprotein 8 (gene Mphosph8). The coding region runs from base 99 to 2669 and encodes 856 amino acids. Gene Ontology annotation, cellular component: cytoplasm; nucleus. The transcript is spliced from 15 exons. Gene Ontology annotation, molecular function: protein binding. Lineage: Eukaryota; Metazoa; Chordata; Mammalia; Rodentia; Heteromyidae. The record is from RefSeq and is a predicted model, not a curated record.